This is a messenger RNA of Drosophila bipectinata, 3399 nucleotides long. It is a transcript of the gene conv, whose product is annotated as insulin like growth factor binding protein acid labile subunit convoluted. The record is from RefSeq and is a predicted model, not a curated record. Lineage: Eukaryota; Metazoa; Arthropoda; Insecta; Diptera; Drosophilidae. Gene Ontology annotation, molecular function: protein binding.
GCACCAAAAACAAAAGACUUAAGCAACAAACUCGAUUUUUGGUAGAGACCAUGGCUUAAUCGAAGCGCUGACGACAUAAAGGCCAAAAACAUGAUUCAGCUACGUCUGCGCAGUCUUGUUCUGCUGCAAUUGCUGGCCGUGGUUAGCUCGGAAUAUGUAUACGGGGAACCCAAGUUCAAAUGCCCUAAAAAAGCAAAUGCUUUAUAUCCAUGCGUAUGUGAAAAAGGCAGUGACGACGGUCUAUAUGUGCGCUGCGAAAAUGCAAAUCUUGCCACUCUUGCCGUGGCCCUGCAAAACUUGGCCUCUUUCCAACUGCCCAUAGAGGAACUCACCAUUUACAGAGGACAUUUUGUGCGUUUAUAUGGUCCACUAUUUGCCAAUAUUAAAGCCCGUUUGCUCACCAUAGAGGAGACUCCAUUGGUCACAAUUGAGGAUUAUGUAUUUUACGGAGUAAACAACACCUUGGAGCAUUUGAACCUGCUCCGUACAAAUCUAAGUCAUGUGGGAAAGCUAGGAUUUGGCAAUCUUGGAAAAGCCACACAAUUAGUCAUAGACGGCCAUGCCUUCGAGCAGCUGCCCAAAGACCUCUUUGCCAACCAGGAGAUCACCAACAGCCUUGGAGUAAUGCGGCUGACUAAUGGUCUUUUAAGUGAUCUACCUGUUGAAACCUUUCAGCCUUUGAGAAAACUGAAAACCCUCGACCUGCAUGGCAAUCAGCUAGAGGAUCUCAAGCGAAACCAGUUUAAGAAUCUCAGAGAACUGGAGGUCCUUGAUAUAAGUCACAACAAGAUCAAGAAACUGGAGGCCCAACAUAUUGCUGAUCUCACAAAACUAGGAUGGUGCAAUGUGUCGCAUAAUGCCCUCAACGAACUAAGCCGUGGAACUUUCGCUAGGAAUUCUGUUCUUAAAGUUUUAAAUUUGUCGCACAACCAUAUUGGAAAGUUGGAUGCCAACAGCUUUAGGGGAAUGCGAUUCCUAAGGCGACUAUUCCUGAGCGAUAAUGUUCUUACUGAUAUAGGUCGUGGCACCUUCGGUUCUGUGGCCCGGAUUGGAACGAUUGAUUUAGCUCGUAAUCAGUUGAAAAAGGUUGAGUUCCAAAUGUUUACUCAAAUGAACUAUGUUGAGUUGCUUGACUUGGCGGAGAACAAUAUUACCAAGAUUGAGAAGAACUCGUUUAAGGAUAUUUACCAAGCCGUGAUAAAUGUUUCCCACAAUGCUUUGGCUCUUAUAGAAACAGGUGCUUUUGAGAACUGUGUUAAUAUCACCGUGUUGGAUCUAUCGCAUAAUCUUCUCAGCAAUUUUUCGCGUCGCAGCUUCGAUGAGACAACUUUUGCCUCUACCUUUCAGUUGAGCUACAAUAAUUUUACCAACUUGGCGCAGAUACCCAUACAAAAUAUGACAGGAUUACGUGUUUUGAAUGCCUCGCAUAAUAAUAUCGCUGAGAUACCCAAGAAUUGUUUCCCAAAACUCUACGAGCUGCACACAAUUGAUGUGUCUCAUAACAAUAUUUCAAGUAUUUUUAAUGGGGUCUUCCAGACACUCUUUUCUUUGCGCUCCAUUGAUUUGAGCUACAACAGCAUGACGGAAAUCAAGUCCUCCACUUUCGGAACCUUGCCCACGCUUUUGGAAAUGGAUCUGAGCCACAACGAACUGGUUUCCAUAGUGCGCGGCUCCCUGGCCAAGUUGACCAGCAUGCGGCAGCUGUAUUUAAACAACAACCGCUUGGAGAAGCUCUUCCAACUGCCCAUCUCACUUAAUGAAUUGUAUUUGAGCCACAAUCAGUUGACGGGAAUUCCAGCGGGAACCUGGCCAGUUAUGAAUUCGCUGAUUUACUUGGAUUUGAGCCACAAUCAGUUGGGAGACAGCUUGGAUGGGCAGAGCUUUACGGGAUUGCUGGUGGUACAGCGGUUGAAGCUCCAAAACAAUGGCAUUAGUCAGCCCCCGUUGGAGGCCCUAGCCGGGAUGUCCACGUUGCAGUAUUUGCACCUAGAAUAUAAUAAUAUUACUGCAUUGGAUCGAAGUGCCUUUGGGAAGCUGCCUGUUCUUUUUGAGGUAAACCUGCACGGAAAUCAAAUAUCCGAUAUCAGUAAACGAGCAUUUGAGGGCUUGUUGCAGCUUCUCAAGUUGAACCUCUCAUCGAAUAGCCUAAAACACUUGCAAAACGAUAUAUUCCUCGGUCUGCCCUCCCUGCGUACCUUGGAUUUAUCUCAGAACAUGCUCUCAAAGCUGGAUAACAAGACUCACGGCGUCUUGGAUGAUCUGCUCAGUCUGGAAACUCUUGAUUUAAGCCAAAACCGGAUUAGUUUCGUUACCAAGAAGACCUUCCCAGAGUAUCAGUACAUUCCAUACAAUCUCAGGAAUCUUAAUUUGAGCUACAACCAGAUGCCGGUGCUCACCUAUGACAUAACCUUUGGAACCAAGAAGCUCUACCGGCUGGAUGUCUCCCACAAUCAAAUAAACGAUUUGCGGCGGGGAGUGCUCUCGAACUUUACAUCUCUGCAGAAGCUGGACAUGUCCCACAAUGAGCUGUCUAACUUGGCAUCCGAGGAGCAUAUCUUCGAUCUGCCCCAGAACCUGAGCAGCCUGGAUCUCUCCCAUAAUCAGAUAUAUCACCUACCAUUCGCCAACAUUGUAAAGGUCAAGACUCUGAAGUAUGUGGAUUUGAGAAACAAUAGUCUAGAGGAUUUGCCUGCUUCCUUGGUGGGCAGCAUGCGGAAUGGCAGCCAGGUGCUGCUCUCCGGCAAUCCCCUUCACUGCGGCUGCAAUGCUCGUCCGCUCAAGCACUUUAUGCUGCAGCAAACGUCGCCAAGUGAGGACUUGCGAGGCAUCCAAUGCGGCACUCCGGCUUUGAUCAAGGACAAGCAGCUCCUGGUACUGCCGGAUGAGUACCUGCACUGCGCCGAGGUUGAGCGUGAUACGUAUGCGGGCACCGACUAUGAACAGCUCACUGAUGUCCGGUUCCGAGAAGUGCAAACCACAAAAUCUGGAAAUUUAACCAUCAGUUGGUACGUUUCUGCAACAGCAGAUGUCUCAGACUUUAAUAUUUAUGUGCGAAGCACCAGCAACGAGGUGCUCCACCAGGCGGACUAUGCCUACAACCAGCGUACGGCCCAGAUCCGCAUCGCAGAUCUGCAGGCGGCGGGUGAGGAGAAGCUGCGUGGCGCUGAGAUCUGUAUUUUAUCGCGUGACAGCGAUGGCAACACCCGGAAGUGGUUUUCGGGACAAUGUCGUCCACUGCCCUCCCUCAAGCUGCCCCGAACAUUUUUCUUUGGCAACUUCCAGGUCCGGGGAGCGGCUUCCACAACUGCCAGCAGUCUACCUCACUGCAUCGUGUACAUAGUCCUUGUUUUUUUCCUUGCCCGUUUGUAGACAUGCUUUUGCUAAAACUAAUUGUAUAUA